Messenger RNA from Onychomys torridus (southern grasshopper mouse), 3027 nucleotides. It is a transcript of the gene Axdnd1, whose product is annotated as axonemal dynein light chain domain containing 1. The transcript has 24 exons. The annotation marks the transcript as partial. The record is from RefSeq and is a predicted model, not a curated record. NCBI's taxonomy places the organism in Eukaryota, Metazoa, Chordata, Mammalia, Rodentia, Cricetidae.
AUGUCUCUCCGCAAAGCGUGGGGAACUUCACUGAACUCCCCAUCAACAUCCGAGGUCAAACAGUCAAAACUGUCCGUAGUCAAGGAGGAGACAAGAGUACUUCCUGAGCUGAAGGAGAAAAAAGUCUUGGUGGACCAUCUCAAACCCCUUCCUUCUUCCCUUCCAAAUGAAUUCAUCCCCGAGGAAGUUCUUCUCUCUCUGAACUAUGCAGCCAAUGCUGGUCCAUGUCCCGCAAACUUAUUGCCUGCUAAGAAACUUAAAGCUCCAAAGGGUGCUCUUCCACGUCUUGUAGACCAUGUCUGGCAGCACCCUGUUCGAAGGAAUAAAUUCAAAUAUCUGAUUGAUCAUCCUGUCUCCGUAACAGCAGCUGGAAGGGACAUUUCGUUUCUGUAUGAUGUUAAAUAUGAAAAAGGAGAGGCCAAGGAGAAGAAACUGUGUCCCCCAGGUAUAAACAAGUCACUAGAGCCCGAGGACAGUGCCAUGGUGCCUCAUAACCAGAAGACAUUAGUAGACACUUUGAUUCCUGAAGAAUUUCAUAUUGUGUCAAAUACAGGAGUUUCGGGUUUGGAGUGUUAUGAUGACAAAUAUACCACCCUCCUCACAGACAGUGAGAACAGACUGUUGCUCUUCCCGUCCAUGAAACCUAAUAAGAGAGUAGAAGUGAUCCGGCUGGGUGAUGUGAUGGACACCAUGCUGGAGAGGGCUGGAGUAGAGAAUGAGGAGUAUGUGGGACCAACCAAGAUGCACAAACUACUAAAUGUGCUGAAAAAGGAGCAGACCAUUUACAACACAGUAUUUCAUGAACUGAUUCGUCAAGUCAGCGUGGAUUGUGUAGAUAGAGGAGAGCUACUGUCACGAAUCAGAGAGAGGUAUGUGCAAAUGCUUGACCAAAUUGCCCGGCAGAUGAUUGAAUUCUACAAAGACUUCGUAACUCAGCGGAUGAUGGACCAGCGCAUCUUACAAGAACUGUAUAACUUCAAGAAUGUGAUUGAGGAGUUGACCAGGGAACUUUGUCUGGUUCGGGCCCAUGACAGAAAAUUAACAAAGGAUGCAGAGAAAGCCCAGAAGGAUCUGGCAGAAGCUCUUUUGGAAGCAGAAAAGAAUGCAAAAAUAGUAGAAGACUACCAUGACUUAUAUACACUACAGAGAGGACGGAUGGAGAAUGAUAUUAAACUCUUAAUGACAGAAAGAGACAUUUGGAGCUCAGCCACAUAUGAAUUGGCCCUAAAGGUAAUUGAAAGAAAUAGAGUCAUACUGGCUAAAAAACUCUACCUCAAUGAAAAAGGCUGGAAUAAAUAUAUCAAGCAUUUUAUUAUAAUGCUGUCAACCAAGGACACUGCAGACCUUGCAGUCCUGCAGAAGUUAACAGAAAAAUGGAAAAGUUUAGCGAACAAAUUUAAGCAGGAUGUGGAGCGCACGGAGGCUUCUACAAAGGACAGAGCGCAAACUGUGAAAACCGGGCUCCUCAGGUGGCAGCAGUUCUUCAAAAACAACGUUGGAAAAGAGAUUGUAAGCCCUAAUAAGGGGAACCCGUUCGCUGCCGUCCUUCUCGACUUCAAGGAGUUUCAAAAGAUGCUGAAUGAGGAGAAAGACAAUUUUACAGGGGAUUUUCUGUUGGCCAAAUAUGACUCUCUCAAGGUGAUCAAACGCUUACAGGAAAACUGGACAGACAUUGGGUUUGGGAUAUUUAGUCGCCAUAAGAACAUGGAUGGGGUGUUACCCCCAGAGUACGAGUACAUGGAGGAAAUGCUAAAAACCAUAGGCAGACUCUACAAGGAGUACGAAAUAAGGAUAAAUGGUGACAACGGUAUCUCCAAAGUUCUUCCAAACUUGAUUACUUCUAUGGACAUAUGUUUUUUCAAGUUAGAAAACUUCCUAGAGUCUACUAGUAUUCCCCCCGAAGACUGGGAUGAACUUGAUGAGAGAAUCAAUGAAAUGAAGUAUCAGUUGGACACAUUGUUAAACAUUAUUGGUACCGUUCCACAAUACCUGGAUAUGGAUUCUGGCGCGACACUCCAAAGCCAUAUAUUUGGCAUGAUUCGACAAUGGCUUUUGAAGAUAGGCAAUGAAAUCACCAAUGGUAACAUUGAACUUCUUCGACACAUGGAUGAAUUGCACAUAGCCAUGAUCAAGUGGAUGGUCAACUUGCUGACCAUAAUGAUCCCUGACUAUACUAACGAAGAGACUCUCCCAAAGCUGGAGGAGGAAGAACUACAGAGGAGGGAGGAACGAGAAGUGGAAGUCGCAGAAUUAGAGUUGAAUGCAAUUUCACUGGCCAAGAAGUUGGCACAGUACUCCUGCUACUUGCACAGCUGCUGCAUAGGCAUGGUAAGAGCAAUGGCCCUGAGUCGAGCUGCUCACUUAAAAAAGAACCCUGCUAAGGAACUUCAGGAGCUGGAGAAGAUGAGGAGAGAAUGUUACGAUUGGAUCAGCACAUGUUCGCACCUCCUUUCUAAUAUCAAAGGCAGGAAAAUGAAAUUACUGACAUAUGAGGAAGCAGAGCAGCUGCUUGGGGAAGAGGAAGCUACGAAAAUUUAUUUUGACCCAGAAAAGCCAUUUAUUGGUAAUGAUGAAGACGAAAUUGAGAUUCAGGAGGAUAAAAUUCAAGAAAAGGAAGAGGCGGAAGCGAAGGAAGAGGAACCAUCAACAUCUACAGACAAAAAACAAACCAUUCGAUACAUUGGGAAAGAUGAAAACGUUCAUUCCAAACCUCUGUUUGAAGAAGAUAUAUUUUCAUCCUGGAGAGAACCAGCUUACAAAGGUGUAUUGGAGCCAAAGUAUCUUGAAGUAAUGGCUGUCAUUGAACACAUGCAGGAGAAGCUUUUACAGAUUGACAGCAGAGCCAGACAGGCGGAGGAGAAGUUUGAUGAUGUAAAUGAGAAACUUCAUCACACCCUCAUAAGAAACAGAGAUCUGGAGAAGGAAUUAGAAGAAAUGGCCAAGAAAAUCAGGAAGGAUUCACGUGUAAGAAUAGAAAGCCCCAAGGAGGAGGAAGAGGAGGAGGAGGAAGAGGAAGAAGAAUCUGAA